AUGAAUGCAGAUUCCGAGCCUUUAAUUGUCUAUUUUUUGUCACGUUAUCUGGAACAGUCGAUUGACACUUCAGCAGUACCGGUUUUGGAGCGUCUCCUAGCUGCCGGCGACGUGAAUGCUCGGGCAGGAACAGCGCCUGGUCAGACGCCGUUAAUGUUGGCGGCAAGAAAGGCGAAUACUACAGUAGUAGAGCUACUGCUGCGUCAUGGUGCAGAUGUCAAUGCGCAGGACGACAUUGGUAAUACUGCGUUAAUGUGUGCCAUCGACUGCGGCAAUUUAGAGAUGGUCAAACUCUUAAUCGCUCGGCCAGAGCUCAAUGUGGAUCUGAAGGAUCAGGUACGUAAGAAUGGGGUUUUCGCACGCUAA
Hydatigera taeniaeformis is the source of this 366-nucleotide messenger RNA. Lineage: Eukaryota; Metazoa; Platyhelminthes; Cestoda; Cyclophyllidea; Taeniidae. The record is from the annotation of a GenBank genome assembly.